Nymphaea colorata (pocket water lily) is the source of this 1890-nucleotide messenger RNA. RefSeq names its product protein ASPARTIC PROTEASE IN GUARD CELL 1-like. Lineage: Eukaryota; Viridiplantae; Streptophyta; Magnoliopsida; Nymphaeales; Nymphaeaceae. Gene Ontology annotation, molecular function: aspartic-type endopeptidase activity. The coding region runs from base 121 to 1626 and encodes 501 amino acids. Gene Ontology annotation, biological process: proteolysis. The record is from RefSeq and is a predicted model, not a curated record. The transcript has a single exon.
CCCCUGCCUCUUCGAAGUCCGUGCCUUUGGAUAGAUCUUCAUCUCCCCGCCCCCAACUCACUCUUUCUCUGCACUCCUUCGUUCAUAGCAUUGCUGUGUUCCCUUUCCCCAAGAGCGGCCAUGGGGAGGCAUGCUGCUUUCUCACUCUUAUCUUCUCUUACCAUCCUCCUUUCUCUUUCUGCAUUUUGUUUCUCCAGAGAACUGAAGCACGGCCACGGCAAGACCGCCACCCUCGACGUCGCCGCCUCCCUCUCCGCCGCCCACCAGCUGCUCUCCCGCUCCCCUCUAGUGCUGGAGGACUCCCUCUCCUUGGCGACCACCACCUCCUCCGACGGCACCACCUCCUUCGAGCUCAGGGCCAGGGAAACCCUGAAGCCCUCCGGCCACAAGGACUACAAGAACCUAACCCUGGCCCGCCUCCGCCGAGACGCCGCCCGAGUGGAGGCCCUCAACUCGAGGUUGGCCCUCCGGCUCCAGGGCGUGAGCAAGGCGGACCUUAAGCCCCUGAUGGAGGAGGAGGAGGAGGAGGAGUUCGGUGCGCGACUCGACUCGGUCGACGACCUGGAAGGCCCGAUCGUCUCGGGCAUGACCCAAGGAAGCGGCGAGUACUUCUCCCGUAUCGGAAUCGGGCGCCCCGCCAAGGCUAUCUACGUGGUCCUCGACACGGGCAGCGACAUCACAUGGAUCCAGUGCCAGCCAUGCACCGAUUGCUACCAGCAGGCCGACCCCAUUUUCGACCCGGCCGCGUCCCAGAGCUACGCGCCUCUCUCGUGCGACUCGUCUCAGUGCAAGUCCCUUGACGUAUCGGCCUGCAGAAACGGUACGUGCGAGUACCAGGUCUCCUAUGGGGACGGAUCCUACACGGUGGGGGACUUCGCGACGGAGACGAUGACAUUCGGGCCCAGCGCGUCCGUCGACCGGAUCGCCAUGGGCUGUGGCCACGACAAUGAGGGUCUGUUUGUGGGUGCCGGCGGGCUGCUCGGUCUCGGCGGUGGUUCUCUCUCUUUCCCCAGCCAGCUCUCUACCUCGGCAUUCUCUUACUGCCUCGUCGACCGGGAUUCCAGCGCGGCCGGGACGCUUACUUUCGGCCCCGCUUCCGCCGAGGGCGCCGACCUGGUUCGGGCGCCAUUGCUCAGAAACAAGCGCAUGGACACUUUCUACUACGUGGGUCUGUCCGGCAUCUCCGUCGGUGGAUCCCCGCUCUCCAUCCCGCCCUCCGUCUUCCAGAUGGACGAGAGCGGCAACGGCGGCGUCAUCCUGGACUCCGGAACGGCCAUCACCCGGCUCCCUCCUUCCGCCUACGCCUCCCUCCGAGACGCCUUUUCCGCAGCUACCCCGAGCCUUCCCCGCGCGCCCUCCGUCUCGCUCUUCGACACCUGCUACGACCUGUCGUCUCGCACCAGCGUGGACGUCGCCACCAUCGCACUCCACUUCGGAUCGGGCGAGUCGCUGCAGCUGCCGGCCAAAAACUACCUCGUGCCGGUCGACUCGGCCGGCACGUUUUGCUUCGCCUUCGCGCCCACGACGUCGUCCGUCUCCAUCAUCGGCAACGUGCAGCAGCAGGGCAUCAAGGUGUCGUUCGACUCGGCCAAUUCCCAGGUCGGCUUCGCUCCCAACAAGUGCUAGAAGCCGGGGCAACCGAUGCCGGUGCGAACCGGCCGAUACUACCAAACCCACCUGAUGCAAAACCUUUGAUUUUCCGACUUAAGGAGAAAUCAGGCGAAGGUAACAAAGAAAAAAAAAGCAGAGAUUUUGGCUGGUGGGGUGAAGCAACGAAGUAGUUGGAUUUUGUGAUUAAAAAUCACAAAAUUUUUUAGUUUUUUGUUCUUGAGGUUGGUGGGUGUAAUUAUUUAAGAUUAUGUUAUAUUAAUUAUGGGUAGUUGAUCAUCA